Messenger RNA from Vitis riparia (riverbank grape), 811 nucleotides. Its product is annotated as ubiquitin-conjugating enzyme E2-17 kDa. Gene Ontology annotation, cellular component: nucleus. The record is from RefSeq and is a predicted model, not a curated record. Gene Ontology annotation, molecular function: ubiquitin conjugating enzyme activity. NCBI's taxonomy places the organism in Eukaryota, Viridiplantae, Streptophyta, Magnoliopsida, Vitales, Vitaceae. Gene Ontology annotation, biological process: protein polyubiquitination. The transcript is spliced from 5 exons. The coding region runs from base 145 to 591 and encodes 148 amino acids.
GGGCUUGCAUAUAUAUAAAGGGCACAGAAAAUACAAAUAGCAGUCGAUCGAAGGGGAGUCCGUAACCGAGGAGACUGAGAGGCCAAACCCUAGUGAGAGACAGCACGAAUCCUUCAACUGUAUUGAAACUUUGGUUAAUCUGUAAUGGCUUCAAAGCGAAUUAACAAGGAGUUGAAGGACCUGCAGAAGGACCCUCCCACUUCUUGCAGUGCUGGCCCUGUUGGUGAUGACAUGUUCCACUGGCAAGCAACUAUUAUGGGUCCAAGUGACAGCCCUUUCGCUGGAGGUGUGUUUCUGGUGUCCAUCCACUUCCCACCGGAUUACCCAUUCAAGCCACCCAAGGUUUCCUUCAGAACAAAGGUGUUCCACCCCAACAUUAACAGCAAUGGUAGCAUCUGCCUUGAUAUCCUGAAAGAGCAGUGGAGCCCUGCCCUCACAAUAUCCAAGGUGCUGCUCUCUAUAUGCUCGCUGCUGACGGAUCCAAACCCGGAUGAUCCCUUGGUGCCAGAAAUUGCCCACAUGUACAAGACGGACAGAGCCAAAUAUGAGACUACUGCGCGCUCCUGGACCCAGAAAUAUGCCAUGGGAUGAGAGUUGUCUCUGCCUGGCUUUUAAGAACAUAUUGUGUCAAGUCCUUAGUACAUAAUAAAUAGAAAUAAGGACAAGUGCUCAGAAGAUUAAGAAACUGGUUUGUUCAGUUUUUCUCUUCCUCUCGGUUUUGGGGAAAAGAGUUUGAAUGUGUUCUUGCUUGGACUUAUAUGUGGUAUCCUAUAGGUUAUAAUUAUGCGAAGGCUGAGACUGAUUUUCUUUA